AUGGCUUGGUUCAGAGGCCUGACAUGGACCAUUACACUGAUUUCAGUGUUGCUGAAUCUCUACAUUUAUACAUAUCCAAGCUUCAUCCCUGAGAGAUGUUCGUGGAAUCAUAGUUAUGAAAAUGGCAAUGAUCUCCUUGGGGAACGCGUCAAAAAUAUACCGUAUUUCGGUGAUCUUUACAAAACACUCUUUAUCAAAGAGUCGAGCGAGAAACUUCCCGAGCCCCGUGAUAUACGGAUGAUGGCAUUUGGCGAUCCGCAGAUCAACGGCAAUUGGCCCUCCACUCCUUAUAUCAAGCGGUUGGACAAUUUUGGCAACGAUUACUACCUUGGUCAUAUUUAUAGAGUGAUGAAAAGCAGGUUGCAUCCCACUCAUGUCGUUGGGUUGGGGGAUCUCUUUUCGUCUCAGUGGAUCGCUGAUUCAGAAUUUUACAACAGAACUAGGAGGUAUAUGACACGUCUUUUCCCAAGACCGGAAGAACAGACCUUUGCCGAGCUCGACUUUAUAGCCGAGCAUAAGGACGUGGACUGGGUGAGCCAUCUGGAAUGGUUUCAGAAAAGCCUUGAGGAUGGUUUAUUUUUGAAGCCGGAGUUCUAUCAUUAUGAAAAUGUUUACGACUGGUCCUCUGCCAACCUGACUCACGAACCACUAUUCAUCAACGUUUCCGGCAAUCAUGACAUUGGCUACGGAGACACGACUUACCAGCAUAUGACUAGAUGGAGAAGACUUUUUGGCAAGGACAAUUACUGGAUAGAAUUUGAUAACGAUACAGAUCAUCCUUGGCGAAUAGUUGUACUCAAUUCCCUUGCCCUGGACGGACCUCUUUUGCAACCGGAGUUUAAGGACUACACAUGGCAGUUUGUUGAAACGUUGAAGCAAAGAAAUUAUAGUGGCUCGUCUAUUUUGCUCACUCACAUUCCAAUGUAUAAGCCUGAGGGUCUUUGCGUGGAUGGCCCGUUGGUGGAGUAUUUCAACGAAAACAACUGCCACCCUGGCGGCGAAUACAGAAUUGGACUUUUGAAAUCCGAAAAUCAUCUGCAAUACGACACUUCUCAGGCUGUGAUGAAUGCAGUGUUCAAGGGGAACUACUCUGGCAUCAUUGUAACCGGACAUGACCAUGAAGGAUGUGAGAAUUUCUACAAUUAUAACUUCACUUCAGGAGAGUGGCAAGCGUCCAAGAGCAUAAAUUCCCCAAAGUACAUAAAAGAGGUUACUGUCAGAUCGAUGAUGGGUGACUUUGACGGAAAUACAGGACUCAUUACGGGGCAUUUCAACCAAGAGACGAAAACUUGGGAAUUCAACUAUAAGUUAUGCCCCUUUGUUGUUCAGCAUGUGUGGUGGGCCGCGCAAAUUGGCAUUGUGCUUAGCAUUUUGUUCCACUCGAUAAACUUCUUGCUUUAG
Molecule: messenger RNA, 1401 nt
Organism: Ogataea polymorpha
Lineage: Eukaryota; Fungi; Ascomycota; Pichiomycetes; Pichiales; Pichiaceae
Exons: 1
Coding region: 1-1401 (466 amino acids)
Biological process (GO): GPI anchor biosynthetic process
Cellular component (GO): endoplasmic reticulum
Source: RefSeq, a predicted model, not a curated record